AUUAUAAAACUCCCAUUGGACCGUGUUCAGUCAAAGAUAAACAGCGAUAAUAUUAUUUACUUUGACCCUAACGACCCUCGAUGUUGAAGUUGAACGUUUUCGUCAUUUGAUCUGUGACUGUGUCGUGCAAAACGCUAACUCGAAUCAUGGUCUGAUUGACCGACAAAAUGAAUUGGUGUGUGAUUUUUGUGUGUUUGUGCAUCGCUAGUGUACGUGCAUCAGGAAAUUCACUAAAGGAUCCGUACAUUUGUGGGCACCCAACAUGCGCACCAUCAGAAAAGUUCAAAUAUUUGACACACAUCAUAUACCAUUAUGAGUAUAAAACGAAGGUAGAAACCUACUUUGCUGGAUCUAGUAAUAACCGGUCCACGCUAGAUGUUAAAGCAAGAGUCACACUACAAUUCAUCAAACCAUGUGAAGGCCUCCUGCAGUUGAGUGACGUCACACUCAUAGACCAAGACGAGAACUACCCAGUUGAGAGAGCUGAAAAGUUUAUACACGCAAUCGCCUUGAAUGAUCUGAGGUUUGCAUUCCAUGAUGGAGUCAUAUCAGAGAUAUGUCCGGAGGAAGCAGAGGAAGACUGGGUACUCAACUACAAGAGAGCUAUAUUAUCACUAUUUCAGAAUAGCAUGAAGAGAUUUGAUAUCAACUUUAAAGGUGUUGAGCAAGACAUCCACGGCACGUGCAAUGUGGACUACAUAGUACGAGGGCAGGAGAACACUAGCCUUGUGCUGGUAAAGUCAAGAGAUCUCUCGCAGUGCACCGACAGAUACAAAUACAUGUCAAUAUUGCAGACUGUGCGCUAUGACUUUCAGAGUAAAUUCCAAACAUGGCCAGUGCUAAAGUCUGAAAGUAAAUGUGUUAUAUCCGUGGACCACCAUAUUUACAAAUCUGUGAACUGUAGAGAACGACACCUGUUUGAACCUUUCUCGGGCAGAAACUCAGGCGGUAUGACCACAGUCAUCCAAGAUCUCAUACUUGUGGAAGAGGUCAAUAAAACUGGAUCUGAUUCCAUGGAUUCUGAAAAUAAAGCUUGGUCAGUUAUUGAGAAACGCUCUAAUAUCCUGCACCAUCACUCGCCGUAUGGCCGAUCUGACACUGGAGAGUUGAAGUCAGCCAGAGAUGUAUUGAAACUACUUUGCCUUGUAAAGCCAACUUCAGACGAUGAAAUCUCAACAGUGGACGAGAACAUGGACAGCGGGUCUAUAGUGGGCCUGUGGGGUCGAUUGGUGCGCUCGGCGAGGAAACUGCACCAUCCGGCGCUGGCACAGCUACUCGCUAGGGCUCCCACUAUUUGUCCGUCUGCUUCCAAACACAUCCUAGAUGCUCUUCCCUAUAUAGCAAGUCCGGGUUCGGUGGAGCUAAUAAAAAACAUGAUUCUCAACAAUGAGGCAGACAAAGACACGAGGCACGAAUGGCUCAUGUCCAUGGCUAUGAUUCCGAGGCCAAAGAUAGACAUGCUGAAGAGCAUGUUAGAAUUACUGCAAAAGCAAAAGAACGACAAGGUGGUCAGUUUCACCGUCUCAUCAAUGACCCAUUCCUAUUGCAAACAUAAUGGAAAAUCGCUACGAGAAUGUUGCGAAGAAGAGGUUCCCAGACAAAUCCUUGAGGAAUUCCAAAAUAAUGUCAAUGAGAUCGUCAGCAAGGGAGUUAUUAGUCCACAAAGACAAGACAGGGAUAAUCUCGUGAUAGCCAUUAAAGCUUUAGGAAAUAUUGGUGGUUUCAAGCAAGAAUUCGCUGACGUUUUAAUGAAUAUAAUAGGAGAUCCUUUAAUAUCCGUGCCUGUCAGACUUACUGCUAUAGAUGCUUUUCGGAGAACGCCUUGUGUUGAAACGCGGGAAUACUUUCUUGAAACAUACAGAGCAGAUUUAGUAGAUGUUGAAAUUCGAAUAGCGUCGUACCUUCAAGUGAUGAGGUGUCCAAACCUGAGCACCAUUCGAAAGAUAUUCCACGCACUGCGCUUCGAGCCUGUGAACCAAGUUGCAACGUUUGUGUGGAGCCAUCUCAACAACCUCGGCCAUUCGUCGUUGCCUUCGCGAGUGGAAAUCCAGGGUCUGCUAUCUGGGAACACCAUGCCUCAGUUAGAGGAUAAUCCUGAUUUCAGAAUGUUUUCAAGAAACUAUGAGCAAAGUGUGUUCUUUGACCAGUAUAAUGCCGGUGGAAAUUACGAAGCAAACGUCAUAUUCUCACCGGACUCUUAUAUUCCAAGAGCUUUAUCUCUCAACUUGACCAUUGACAUGUUUGGCGAGUCCAUCAAUUUGUUAGAGAUCAAAGCUCGCGGGGAAGGCUUCGAGAAGUACUUUGAAAGUCUGUUCGGUAAUUAUGGAGCUUUGAGCAAGAACAAAGUAAACGAACAAAUAAACAAACUACGAUUUUUCCGAUCAACGAACGAAGCUGACGAAGUGCGGGACAAAGUCGAUGACCUUGGCUAUAAGAACAAUGCUCUCAAGCAUCGUUUCCCAAUGGCCGAACUCGGUUUUAAAGUUUUUGGCAAUGAAAUAUCUUUUUGGAGUGCAGAAGGGGAUGAAGAAAUACGAAAAUCUUUGGAAAGAUUAAAUCCUAAAUUGAGGGUUUUAGAGAUUCUGUCCGGAAAGGAAAUAUCGUACAACAAAGCGUCCCUAUUCCUCGACACAACAUUCUCCGUGCCAACUGGUUCCGGUUUGCCGCUCAACUUGAACCUGAUGGGUACCAGUUACGUCGACACGAAAAUGUCUGGCACAGUCUCGGACAAAUACGCAAAAUCGGGGAAUUUGGAAUUCGAAGGAAAAAUAAGACCCAGUGUGGCAGUAAACAUAGCUGCAACGAUGAGCGUGUCAGCCGGGUCCCUGGCGUCCAGCGGCAUCCGGUUAUCUUCGCGCCUGUACACGGCAACUUCUCUGGCCGCGAAACUGGCUCUGCGAGGCCUCGAUGAAGUCAAGCUUGAUCUCUCCCUUCCUAGAGAUAAACAAGAAAUUUUUGCCGCUAAGUCCGAGCUAAUGAUCUUGCAUGGAGAUGAAGAGUUGCCUCAACAGGGCAUUAACAAGAACAGGAUAGAACAGAACACUUGCAGUUGGAGUACUUUUGAUAAAGCUAUCGGCAUUAAAGUCUGUGCCGCUUAUCAGUUCCCCAAUAUGACGAAUCUCCUCGAUGCUCCGUAUUUCUUACUGAGUGGGCCGGCCAAAUAUAUCGUAUCGUUGGAGAAGGCCGAUCCGUCCGCUAAGACUUACGCUCUACGUUACAAAUGGGACCGGAACGAAACAACCAAUGUUAUAGACUUUUCAUUCGACACGCCAAAUAGCAAGGAAGAGCGUAUGUUCAACGCACGUCUCUUACUCUCAAACACAUCAAGCACUGCUUCCCUCACGCUCCAUACAUCGGAAAGCAUCAUAAAAGCAAACGCUCUGUACCGCAACAUCCCCUAUGACAAAUGCUUAUCAGCAAGUUUGGACGUAGACGGCAAGAAACAGUUUGACACAGUCAUGUCACUUAAGAGACAUGAUGUGAAAUACGGAUACGUAUGGCUUCCUCACGCCUAUUGGGUUGUUAAUGAUGAGAAGAUUGCAGAGUUAUCUGGAAGCCUAAAAGUAAAAUCCAAAGGAGGUGUAACACAAUGGGAUAUAUCAGCUGAAUUCCAAACGAAGCAACUAGCCAGUCGUAUGAUAGGGUACUAUACAGUAAAUGGGCCCACGCACGGCACCAAACUAAACCUUGAAUACAAAUUCUACGGGAAUGCAAAACAAAAUAUUAAAAUCGAAGGCUUAUACAGCGAAAGACCGAUGUCUUAUAGACACGAUUUGUACGGGGAACUGUCCAUGGAGUUCACGGCAUAUCCAGUGUAUAAUUUCUACUGUAUUCUGAGGAAUGUGAGAACCCAAAAUCACGUUGAUAUAGGCUUCAACGUUAGCGCAUCAAAAGCAGAAAGCUCGGAUCCAUCGUUCACGUUUGUAUUCAAACGUAUUGAUAAACUGAACGGUUUGAAAGUGGACACGCAAGUUGUACUCAAAAGACCAAAGCCUAUAAUUAUGAAGUUCCAAUAUGACCAAACGGGUCCAAAAUAUUCCGCAUUGGCUCUCUUGAACUUCAACCCGAAGUCCCGAGAAAUACUGAUAUCGGGCUAUGUGUUUGCGCCGCCCGGCACGCAGCUGUAUGCGGACGCGGAGCUAAACGUCACAUUGCCGACUUUGCAUCCAUGCCAACUUAAAGCGAAGCUACACGAAAAACGACCCAAUGAGUUUCAGGUAAACGCAAUGGGAGUCUGGUUCACGGGCGUAGAUUUUAACAUAGACGCAGUGUACCAAGAUCAGUCUAAAACCAAUUUGGCGUCACAUCGUCUCAAAGUUCUAAUCAAUAGCAGCCAUUUCAAGGAUAUCGCAGUUGAUGCCAAGUUUACGCAGGACAAUCGACAAAUCACUUUUAUCGCUGAGGGUGAAUACAACGAAGACAAAUACAAAGCACUUGUUCGGUACUUGCUUUUGUCUGAACAAAAUUUCACAGCGUACGGCGAAAUAGACAUUGGUGGCAAGUCUUACAGUCUGAACCUAAACGCCGAUCUCAAUAACAACACUAAUAUCAAUAUGGAUGUUCAUUUUGACCAACUCCGCGAUGUCCACAUCUCAUACCAACGCGCGGUGACGCCUCGUCAGAAACGCCUGAGCGCUUCCUUCAAUUGGGACGCGAACAGGGAUCCGUCGCAGAAACUCAGCAUAGACGCCAAACUGGACCACAAAGGGGACUGGCAUCAUGGCGGACACGUCACUCUGCAUUAUCCUGGCAGAGUGGUUAAUGGGGAGUUCGAAUUCUUGCUGAAAGAUUGGUUCUGCGAAUGGAUGGUACAGAUGGGUUGGGCGAGUCAGACGGCUAUAGUGUGGCGAGUGAAGGCUUUCUCUGAAGUACAGGACCAAACUAUAUAUGCGUUACUGUCCAGCCUUAGCACGCCUUUCCCUCUUUGGGAAGACACAAGCUUCAAUCUCAUGUGGCGUUACAAAGACAACCUGCAAGCUGUCAACGGCAGUAUGAACUGGCAGGACAACUUCCUAGCAUUCCAUUUACUUGCGGACUAUCUAUUCACUACUACUAAGUUCUACGGAGAGAUCAACGCUUCUGUAAACUCCACCAUACCGACCUUGCCUAGAGCGGCCGCCAUUGCAAAACAUACAGUGGUUUGGAAGGAAAGUGCUGAUACGUUGCUGAGUUUUCAAUACAAUGAAGACGGAUUGCUUAUGAUCAACUCUUCCUGGGCAAUUCAUAAGGGGCUGAAUGAGAACAAUGUGACUGGGAGAGUAGUCCUAUUAACACCAUUCCCAGGAUACACCAAAGGAUUUCUGCGAACUGAAUUUGUUUUUGGUCACAAGAGGGACAUAAAAGGUGUAACAUAUUUAGAUUUGGAAGAAAAGGUUAUCAAAAUUUAUGUUGACGGCUAUAUGCGGCGCAUCACGAACUGCAUGCUCGUAGUGAACGUCACCAGCCCUAUACCGCAGUUCUCACACACAACCGCUAGAUUCGGAUUCGUGGAGGCCGACAGACAUCUGGUGGCCAUGAUUGUUACUAAAAACUCUACCACAGGUAUCGAAGUGUUGCUAAAACUGUUAUCGCUCCAAGAUUUCCAAAUAUUCGGCCACGUGGCACUGCCUCUGCAAUACCUUAACAGAGCAAUGAUAACUGCCAAGAGAGCUUCUGAAGAGGUGGACUUCAGAGUGGGUUGGGGCUCAAUGGACUUUGGUUUCACUGGCAUCUGGCAAUGGAAAUCUAUAGUCGACUUCGUUUAUGUUUACAAGUUGUACACACCUCUUGAUGGCUUUGAACAAAACGGUCUCGUGUUGAAGAAUAUAUACGGAAAUGGACUGGAUACUGAAUUGUCCAUUCGACUUUCCAAACAUAAGUUUGGAAUAGCCAUCCUCCUCGUCGACAACGGCAAAGGUCUACUUGACGUCAUAAAGGACCGCUUCCAACACAAGUCUGGCAACCCGGAUAUGUUUGUGGAGAACUUCGAUACAGAAGCGAGCGUUACACUGGACACGCUGUACUACCCUACCAUCACCUUCCAUGCUCAUAUGAUGAAGUUCGUCGGGCCGGAUGAAGAGGACAUAUUGGAGGCGAAUGCCACGUUGCAUCUUCCAGACAAAGCACCUAUUGUUUUGACGGACGUAUUUAUUUUAGAGUCAUACACAGUGAUGCAGAACACUCUGAACCUGGUGACGCCGUUCCAAGCCGUGCAGCAACUCAAGUCAGUGUACACCGUGGAGAUUGCUAUCGGGGAGAAGUUCAAUGUCACUUGUGUAGCUCUACUCUACAAUGGCACCUAUUGGCACGAGAUAUCGUACAAGAUCUAUUACGAAUCGGAGAUAGGUGAGGAUGAAGCGUACAAGUCUUACCUCGCGUCAGUGGGUAUCGCGACACCGCUGGAAGUGUUGCCCGCGCUAGAGUCGCGCGUGUCCGUGCGACUCGAGGACGCCUUGUGGAAGAUGUCAGCAGACAUCGCCAUGCCUUCCUUUACUGUCACCGCUCUCGCGAGACUUGAACUGGAGGACGCGUUCGUGGAAACGUCUGGAAGCUUGAACCUGACCUCUGAGUACUUAGAAGACUACUUUAUUAAGAUGGAGUUCAAAAAAGACAUAUCGGAAGUAGAAAGUUCAGUUGGAGGCGGCAUACAAAUUCAACAGGGCAAUCAAAACAACUAUAUUUUCGCAGAUGCCGUUUGGCGUCCACCACCGACCCGUCACAUACGUUUCAAAGCGCGCGGUGCGUUGGUGCCGGUGCUGUCGCCGGCGGAACUUGCCUUGUUGUUCAGCGACGAGAACCAGCAGCGAACACUCACUGUGGACUUCAAUACUGAGAACGAUUAUUACUCACUGAAGGCCGAUCAAUGGCCGGCGUCAGUGAGCGUCGCUUUGAGCAGCCCUCAUAAGGGCUUUAGAGCAAUGAAAAUAAUCGGCGAGUUUGAAGGCGACGAUAUCCGAGGAUCAUUUGUAAGAGAAGCGGCCGAGUACAGCAUCACAGGAAAAGUUCUGAAUCGAGAUCCUCUAGAGCUUUCAUUUACGCUGGUGCCAAAAGGCCAAGGCCAGUCAGUGACGAUCCGAGCCAAGUGUGAAAUAACUCCGACGGUGUAUGCUGUUACUGCACACGUGGUCAGCUCCAUGGAGAUCACUAUGCGCGCCAAGAUUGAGUUGGAACAGAACUUCACUGAUGUCUUUUUUAAGGUCGAUAUGCCUCAAGUAAAGUCCAAAGAGAUGUUCUUCAAGUCUCGAGUGGAUAUAUACCCUGGACUGCGGAGGGUGGCGACCAUACAAGCGGUCACUCCGCUGGAAAAGUUACCGUUUUUGAAAGGAGACACCGAUUUUAUAUUCGGCCCGAAAACUGGAUACUUGCUCUGUAACUACGCACUACCGAAUAUGAAAGGUGAAGGCGAUCUGAAAUGGAGUUUCGUGGAGGAAGAUCUAUACAUAAAGGCAAUCGGACAACAACUGGUAGAGACUAUACAGAAGAGUGUCGACUUGGACAUAUACUACGGGAACAACACCGACUCUGAGGGCCUUCAGAGAACCAACGCCGGGUUCAGGAUGGACUUGGACCGAAUUUGGCAAAUUGGCGCAAACGCAACUUUCGGCAUGAUAAUGCAACAACGUUUGAAAUUGAAAAUCAACGCCAUAUUGCCGAAGCCGAACGUAGACGUGCACACGCUAUACAUUGACGGCAACAUGGGAGAUGCGAACAAACCGAUGCAAGCGAUAGAAGCACUGUACCGCACUGAUGUUACCAAAAUUCGGGCCGGAAUCAAGGGACAGAUGAUAACAAUAGGCGAAAGUUUCGACGGUAACUCCACUAUAACAUGGACAUCAAAUUCAAAAUACAACGACAUAGACAACAUAGUUUCAUACAAAUGGGACGUGAACGGAUCUAAAUAUAUCGACUAUACACUAAACACGCCGAUCGUUUUACAUAGUUUAAUGCUGAAUAUGUCGGGCAGUUGUUAGACUUUAAUUACUAAAAUCUUCAUUGUUUAUUCCAGAGGUCGUAUGCACCGUCCCGCCAGCAGUCAAAUAGGGGAGAUCGACGUGCGCUACGGAGGGUUCAAGCAUACGGACGGUUACUUCAACGUCACCACGCCGUUCCACACUCUGCCCUGGCUCAAGUCUAUAUUCGACAUAAACAACGCUGACGAGAAUUCCGACAACCGAGUAGACCUAUUCUGGCCCAACAAGACAGCAGCUAUCAACACAACCCACGUUUACUCUAAACAUGACAAAGGUUUCACACAAAAUGGCACCAUCGCGCUCUCCAUACCAGUGAACACGCAACACUUGAUAAAUUCAGAAUAUUUCUACUUGGAAGAAGAGAAAUUCAGUAACGGUCAUGCCGUCAUAGAUUUUGACAAAGAGAGAUUCGUCAAGGUCAUGUUUGACAAGGUCUUGAGCAAGAGUGAGAGGAAUUUGGACCUCGCAACGAUGAAUAUACAAGUGGAAAACGUUCAUACACCUGUUGGAAUUAAGUAUAUCCAGGAAUAUGAUCAAACUGGGAGUGUUGAUGUUAAACAAGCAACGUUAUUCCACCUACACAAUACAUCAAUACUCAACGUGACCGGGAAACUCGACAUCCAUUCCUACGACAUCGGCAAAAAGAUGAAGUUCACGGCCAUUCACGGAACUCGCACCUGGAAUUUCGACAACCUUUACGAAGUCGUAGACAAGGAACUGAAACAGGGCAGCAAAAUUACUUGGGCGGAGGAUGUUUGGCUAGGUUAUAAUAUUCAUGUCACCAAUUUGAGUGCAGCCGACACCGAGUCCCAGCAAAUUAUAAUGGACGUCCGUUACCCUCUCCGUAUAUUCCAAGUAACAGCUCUGUACAGGUUGCAAGAUUCGCUAUUAGACGGCACCGCACAUUUACUGUGGAACGUUCGAGAUGAAAACAAAACCGCCGAAUUGAGGGGCAAGUGGGAAAAUCCCCCAUACGUUGAUGGCAAUUUACAUGAUGUAUACCUUGCACUAUCACACCCUUCAUUUAGAAAGGAUGUAACUUUAAAAGGACAAUACCUAACCACUCCUUCGGUAAUGUUGAACUUGUCAAUGGAACUCCAAUACUCGGACUAUGAAAAGGAAUAUCUCAAAUUAAAGUCCAUUUUGAUGGACAACUCUAACGGACCGGUUAGAGAUUACAAAUUUGCCCUCAAAUGUGUUCACCCAUCUACAAAUUUGGACUUAGAUAUGAAAUCGGAUAUACAUAUCCACAGUCGAUGGUACUAUCUUAGCAACUACUACAGAUUCCAGAAGUCACUUUUCUAUGAAAAGUUGAGGAGUACUAAAUUUUUAGUUAAUUUGGACGAAGAUUCCGUUAAUUGGGAGCGAAUAAAUGAAACGUACUUUUACAAAGUCAAUGGUACCUGGAAGCUAAUAUACCCGCGAUAUCAAGUGAAGGGGAUAGUUUUAAGACCUAACGCCAACGACACCAUGUUUGCUGAACUGUCCAUGGUAGAUAGAGCUAUUAGGGCGCAUUAUAACAGUACAGACGAUAUCUCCUACCACAUGAUUGGAAAAAUCAUUGACACACGUUCGGCUCGACUAGAUGCGUGGAGACACUAUGAUGACGUCACUACCGUUGACUUGGCUUCCUACAUCCGACUGAAUCAUUCUCGACUACUUACCAGUGCGUUCAUGUGGCGGCCUGAGAUAUUCAGCGAAGUCAAAUCAUCGGCUGUUUAUGGUUUGAAGAUUUUGUACAACCAGGUUAAUGAAACCCUAUUGGUCAUCAAGGAAGCUCCGAUGGAGGCUCACCAAGCGCUUAGGAACAUUUGGAGCGACGCCAAACCCCGGGUCAGAGAUUUCCUGGAUGAUCUCAACGACUUGCACGUAAUAAAAGAUGAUUUGGACGAUUUCCAAUCAUUCUUAAACGAAUCUUAUGAUCACAACGAUUUUUAUGUUAAAGAUAUAGUCGAAUUUACGUAUUACGUAUUAGACGAAAUGGCAAUAAGAAAUCAUUUGGAAGGGUUGCCGGGAUUCGUUAAUGAUAUGUGGGGAAUGAUGGGAAAUACAAGUUCUUCUAUCAAACAGAGUUUGACGUACGUCAUUGACUCCGUUAAAAAUGCGUACUCGAACUUCCUGGAAUCCAUGAACAAAGUCUUGGAAGCUGAUUUGAUGGAAAUGGUGUCCGAUAAAUUGGAAUCCAUGAUAUUGCAAUAUGAUAACUUUGUGCGAGAUUUACACAUGAAGUUCUUGGAGUAUUGGGAGGAAACUUGGGUUAAUGCGACUUCAAAAUUUGCCAAGUAUUGGCACGAUUUGCUAAAGUCCAUAGAGCCGCUAUUCUUUAAGAUGUUGCAUUAUACGGAAGCGUUUGUGGUGACUAUUUGGAGAGGUAUCAUGGAUUUCUUCCAUGAGAGAACUCAUGAGCUAACUGAUACGCCAUACUUUAACUAUGUAUCUACGUUUGGACAUGAAAUGGACCGGAUAUACAAGGACUUAAUGAACAACGACAUAAUAACAAAUAUAAAGAAAUACAGUAAAAAAUUGUGGAACGUUAUUUGGAACAAAGUCGAGAAAUACAUUCCGUUUACGGACGAAUUCAAGCAGCUGUACAACGAAUUCCGCAAUGCUUGGGAAAACUUCCUGAAGACGCCGCAAGUUGUUUACGUUAGGGAAAAGUACAAGGAAGCUUAUGUACGACUAAAAUGGUGGUACGAUUAUUUCCUGAUCGGUGAAGCAUCAAACAAAGUUUGGGAGAUUGUUUACGCCAAGGUCACCAGUAUGGCGAAGACCGCGCUGGAAUAUGAGGAACUACACCGAACUCCAAAAACGCACUUCAUAUUUGAUCCUUACAAAGGUGAAAUCCUACUCGAGCAAAAGUUGCCUAUGUCCUGGCACGCGUUCAACCAGACGCCGGACUUUAGUGAAAUAUCUGAAUACAGAACAGUCAGGAACUUCAUGGACGAAUGGCUAAUUAGUAACCGUAGCAUCUGGGCGUAUUACUACGACAUAAGACCUUACAUGGACUUUAAUAAUGUCAUCCCUCCAUUUGCUGGUUUGGCAAUGAUGACCGGACAAGGGACACUCGUGACAUUCGACAAGCAAGUGUUCACGAUAUCAGAACCGGGAACUUUCCUACUGACUAAGGACUAUAGACAGAACAACUUCACUGUCCUCAUGGAAAGCAACGACCAAGGAAAAUAUGAUUUAGUUGUGCUGACAAAGAAGAACUUGAUAUUUAUUGAUUUGUAUAAAGAGCAAGUAUCGUUAGGAAGAGGGACGCCUCUAAACCUGCCAGCAAUGAUCGACGAGAUGAUUGUGGACAGACAGACCGACACGCUCUCUGUGUCGUCGCCAUACGGUUUGCAGAUCGAGUGCAAUCUACUGUUCCGUACUUGCAAACUAGAAGUAACAGGAUGGUACUACGCAAGCUUGGGCGGUCUCCUCGGGACCUACAACAACGAGCAGUUCGACGAGCGACAACUGCCCAACGGCACCAUAGACACGGACGCCGCGCACCUCGCCCACGCGUGGUCUAUCCGCAGCAGCCAAGUCAAAACUCCACCGCCCAGAACUAAUAAUACGACCUGUGAAAAGUUCUUCAGGAACAAAGUAUCGCCGUUGCACCCCUGUUUCUCUUUGAUCGACGCCCUGCCCUUCUACGAAGAAUGCGAGAAGGGCGUUGAAGCGUGCGCGCUCGCCAACGCGUACCUGGAGCUGUGCUCUCAGCAACAUGUUCCCACACAUAUACCGGACCACUGCGUGCAGUGUGUUACACCUGGUGGCGAUCUAGUAGAAGAAGGCACUUUCUUCCAACUUGAAAACAUUCCCGGAUCAAUGGACGUAGUGUUCGUAGUAGAGGCGCAGUAUUGCAAUAAGAAUAUACGCAAGACUAAGAAUAUCGACCUUUUCGUUGAUACUUUGGACAGCAAGCUGCAAGGGAACGGAUUUUCUGAUAACAGGUACGCGGUAGUAGUGUACGGCGGCGCCGGCGUGUACCGGCGCGCGCGCGCUCUCUACGUCAACAACAAGUUGUUUACCGCCGCCGUCGACAUCCCCAGGCACUUCGAGGCGUUCCAAAUUGACAAGAGUUCAUUGGCAAAAAGCAACAAGACAGUGGGCGGGGACGCUCUGCGCGCGCUGCGCUUCGUGUCCACGCUGCCGCUGCGUGCGGGCGCGCCGCGCGCCAUCGUGCUGCUGCCCUGCACCAAGUGCGACGCGACCCUCAGCUCCCUGGAUUACUCCACAAUCUACCACAACCUGAUGGAGAACUCGAUAACGUUGCAUAUACUCAUGGACGACGACUUUUCGCUUUCCAAGAAAAGAGUAGCUAAAUAUCUCUUUGGCGUGGACAACUACCUAGCGUACACGAACAAAGACUACGAGCGGUUGGUGGGCGACGCCGGGCUACGCAAGCAGGUCAGACUGCCCAAAGACAAGCUCGGGCUCUGCACGUCGCUCUCGCUGGAGACCAAUGGUACAAUCUGGGCUGGCUCUAAGUUGGAAGGCGACCGCGGCGCGGCGCGUCGUUUCGCGACAGUCGCAGGCGGUCGCAUCGCCGGCUCGUCUUCCUCGUGCGAGUCGCAGCGCUGCGAGUGUCGUAGCGCCACGCUGCACUGUCGCCCGUGCGCCAACCACGACCCGUUGGAGCUGUCGUUCUGGAACUCCGACAACAUCGACGAGCUGAUAGACAUGGCGAUGGACCCGCCCAACCUGCCCUCGUUUAGUUAAUAACAAAUAGUUCAUUAGUAAAACAAUUGACGAAUAAUUAUAAUGAUUAAUUAGAUUAAUUUAUUACAAGUUGUAAUUCAUUUAUAAUAAAUACAUUAGACUAUUUUUGUAAUUUA
Messenger RNA from Bicyclus anynana (squinting bush brown), 12775 nucleotides. RefSeq lists its product as uncharacterized. Gene Ontology annotation, molecular function: lipid carrier activity. The record is from RefSeq and is a predicted model, not a curated record. Lineage: Eukaryota; Metazoa; Arthropoda; Insecta; Lepidoptera; Nymphalidae. Gene Ontology annotation, biological process: lipid transport.